CAAGAGUUGGGUGAUAAUUCAACAGUUAUGUUCACUGCUGCAGACUCCUCUGCAUCUCCCACAAUAUUUCCCCUUUAGACGCUGCCAGUUUGCUUUUCUGCUGCCAGACAAGUAGUUCCACGUGCAUCUUCUUAGUUUAUCAAUUUUAAUAGUUCAUGAGACAUCUGUCACUUUGCCUGCAUACGUUAUCUGCGUAGGCCGAAAAAACAAGAUCAGCUUCAGAAUGCACCUGUAUAGGUGAGACACAAGUACUGGGAGGAAUCACUUUCUUUUUCACAAAAGCCCACUCCUGUCUGGCAGGUCACCCUCCGAUGCAAUUAACCCAGGAAGACGACUUCGUAAAGGGGGACUCAACGCCGACCACCGCAGCUCUCCGGUCCGACGGAAGCGCCGGAUCUCCGGCCAAAAUGUGCAGUGAAUGCUACGUGAAUCAAUCAUUUGUGAACGACGAUGGAACCGUGAACAAUCAAAAGCCACGCUCUUCCUCAGCACCACUACAGACCAAAAGCAGCAGCAGCAGCAACAGUGGAGUCAUCUUGGACAUCUCAUCUCUAAAGAUGGAGCAGCUGGAGAGUGAGGUGCCUCCACUGCCGCCCCGCUUCCGCUUCAGAGACUUGCUACUUGGUGACCAAAAUUUUCAGAAUGAUGACAGGGUGCAGGUAGAGUUUUAUGUGAAUGAGAACACCUUCAAGGAGCGUCUAAAGCUUUUCUUCAUCAAAAACCAAAGAUCAAGCCUCAGGAUUCGUGUGUUCAACUUCUGCCUGAAGUUGCUCACGUGUCUGCUGUACAUCAUCAGAGUAAUGACAGAUAAUCCCGGUCAGGGCACCGGCAACAGCCACAGCGCUGCACAACAAAACACUCAAAACAACAAAUGUGUCGACUGCCAGUGGAACGGAUCAGUGCAGGACAGAGAAAUUAACUGGGAGUUGAUCUUCUGGGUGGAUAGGAAGGUUCCAGUCUGGGCCAUUCAAGUGAUUGUGGCCAUCAUCAGCUUCUUGGAGACUAUGCUACUAAUGUAUCUGAGUUAUAAGGGGAACAUUUGGGAGCAGAUAUUUCAGGUGUCUUUUCUUCUAGAAAUGAUCAACACAGUUCCCUUCAUUAUUACGAUCUUCUGGCCUUCAAUAAGAAACAUCUUCAUCCCUGUGUUUCUCAACUGCUGGCUGGCUAAAUGUGCUUUGGAGAACAUGAUUAAUGAUGUCCACAGAGCAAUCCAGAGGACCAACUCAGCCAUGUUCAACCAGGUCCUCGUUCUCAUCUGCACUCUGCUCUGCCUCGUUUUCACCGGAACAUGUGGGAUUCAGCACUUAGAGCGAGCAGGCAAAAACCUCUCCCUCUUCAAGUCCUUCUACUUCUGCAUUGUCACCUUCUCCACUGUGGGCUUUGGAGAUGUGACUCCUCGCAUAUGGCCCUCUCAGCUGCUAGUUGUCAUCAUGAUCUGUGUGGCUCUGGUGGUGCUGCCUUUGCAGUUUGAGGAGCUGAUCUACUUGUGGAUGGAAAGACAGAAGUCUGGAGGGAACUACAGCCGCCACAGAGCUCAGACAGAGAAACAUGUGGUGCUGUGUGUCAGCUCCCUCAAAAUCGACCUACUCAUGGAUUUUCUCAAUGAAUUCUAUGCACAUCCCAGGCUGCAGGAUUACUAUGUGGUGAUCUUGUGCCCGAGUGAAAUGGACCUUCAGGUGCGGAGGGUCCUGCAGAUUCCUCUGUGGUCUCAAAGAGUCAUCUAUCUGCAAGGGUCUGUCCUCAAAGACCAGGAUCUGCUGAGAGCCAAGAUGGAUGAUGCAGAGGCUUGUUUCAUUCUGAGCAGCCGUAAUGAGGUGGAUCGCAUGGCAGCAGACCAUCAGACCAUCUUGAGAGCUUGGGCAGUAAAGGACUUUGCUCCAAACUGUCCUCUUUAUGUCCAGAUACUGAAGCCUGAAAACAAGUUCCAUGUUAAAUUUGCAGGUGAGUUAAAAUAUCAUGUUGUUUGUGAGGAAGAGUUCAAGUAUGCCAUGCUGGCUCUCAAUUGUGUGUGCCCUGCCACUUCCACCUUGGUCACGCUCCUUGUACACACCUCACGUGGACGAGAAGGACAACAGUCUCCAGAGCAGUGGCAGAGGAUGUAUGGAUGUUGCUCUGGCAACGAGGUCUACCACAUCCGACUCUGUGACAGCAAGUUCUUUGGAGAGUAUAAUGGCAAAAGCUUCACAUAUGCCUCCUUUCAUGCUCACAAGAAGUAUGGUGUGUGUCUCAUCGGUAUAAAGAGAGAGGAUAACAAGAGCAUCCUGCUGAACCCUGGCCCACACCACAUCAUGGCUGCCACAGACACCUGCUACUACAUCAACAUCACCAAAGAAGAGAACUCAGCCUUUAUCUUUGGUCAGGAGGAGAGGAAGGGCCGUCCUGUCGGGGGAAUCUACGAUGGGCCUUCACAGCUUCCUGUGCACAGUAUUAUUGCUAGCAUGGGUACUGUAGCCAUGGAUCUUCAGAAUACAAGUCCACCUGACAUCCCAGGUGGUAAACUGCUCCCACCUACAGUUAAUGGAACAGGCGGUCGCCGGCCGAGCAUUGCUCCAGUUCAAGAGAUAGCUGACUCUACAUCAAUCCUGCCAUGUGACCUCCUCAGUGACCAAUCAGAGGACGACUCUGUCUUCACAGAUGAAAAAGGCCACUCAUCUACUGAGUAUGUGAAAGGUUAUCCUCCUAACUCUCCGUACAUUGGGAGCUCGCCCACCUUGUGCCAUCUGUUGGCUGAAAAAGCGCCGUUUUGCUGCCUACGACUAGACCAGGGGUGCAAGCACAAUAGUUUUGAGGAUGCAAAGGCUUAUGGCUUUAAAAACAAGCUCAUCAUUGUGUCAGCUGAGACUGCAGGGAAUGGUCUCUAUAACUUCAUAGUGCCUCUCAGAGCUUAUUACAGACCCAGGAAAGAGCUCAACCCUAUUGUAUUGCUGCUUGAUAACCCACCUGAUAACCACUUCCUGGAGGCUAUAUGCUGCUUCCCAAUGGUGUACUACAUGGCUGGGACCAUAGACAAUCUGGACAAUCUGCUCCAGUGUGGUAUUAUCUAUGCUGAUAACUUGGUUGUCGUGGAUAAAGAGAGUACCAUGAGUGCCGAGGAGGACUACAUGGCUGAUGCUAAAACUAUUGUCAAUGUACAGACGAUGUUCAGGUUGUUUCCGAGCCUCAGUAUCAUCACAGAGCUUACUCAUCCAUCUAACAUGAGGUUCAUGCAGUUCAGAGCAAAGGACUGUUAUUCACUAGCUCUCUCCAAGCUGGAGAAGAAAGAGCGUGACAAAGGCUCCAACUUGGCCUUCAUGUUCCGCCUACCCUUCGCUGCAGGCAGAGUGUUCAGUAUCAGCAUGUUGGACACCCUCCUCUAUCAGUCUUUCGUAAAGGACUACAUGAUUCUUAUUGCAAGGCUGCUGCUGGGACUGGACACCACUCCAGGAUCCGGAUACCUAUGUGCAAUGAAAGUAACGGAAGAAGAUCUGUGGAUUGGUACUUAUGGGAGAUUGUUCCAGAAGCUCUGCUCUUCUAGUGCUGAAAUUCCUAUUGGGAUCUAUCGCACAGAGUCCCACAUUUUCUCUACUUCUGAGUCCCAAGUGUCGGUCAGUGUUGAUGAGUGUGAAGACACGAAGGAGAGGGGAGACGAGUCUCGGAGCGACCAGUCAGAUUAUCCCCUUCGGAGGAAGAAGAGCAUGCAGUGGGCAAGGCGUCUGAGUAGGAAAAGCGUGAGGUGGCAAGGGGUGACCCGGGACUCAAGCAAAGACCAUGCCCAACGCAUUGCUCAGCAGCGCCUUAAUCUCUACAGGCGCUCUGAGAGGGAAGAGCUGUCCGAGCUGGUUCGCAACCGCAUGAGGCACCUGGGUCUCCCCACUUCUGGAUAUGAAGAUCUGACAAAUCUGACAGCCAGUGAUGUCAUGAACAGAGUCAAUCUGGGAUACCUACAAGAUGAGCAGAAUGAUCACCAGAACACUCUGUCAUAUGUCCUCAUCAACCCCUCUCCUGACACCCGGCUGGAGCUUAAUGACAUUGUGUAUUUGAUUCGUUCAGACCCUCUGGCUCAUGUCCCCGAGGAACCCCCUGUUCACAGCAGCAGCUUGAAAAAGAAACGGGAUUUCAGCAUAGACACCAAAGAGGACACCCAGCUUUGAUACCACAUUGGCCUUUGCUGCUAAUUCCUCUCCAUAAACCCCCUCUCUCAGCUUUUAUGAGGAUCUGAUCACAUCCAUGCAGGAUCAAUGAAAAAGGACGGUUUGGGCUGAAAUGUUCCCACGAUGAAGUCUACAAAUGUAUUAUAUUAGUGCCUACAGCGUGUUCGAUGGCAUAUAAUGUCAUCUAUGACAUUUUUACCCUCUUGUCACAAACACUGGACAAGAAUAGUGCAUUAAUUUAUUUUAGCUCUUUAAAAUGGGCUGUCAGGGAAAGUUUGCUAAAAAUUUUUUGCUUACUUAAUUGAUUUAGUGCAAUUACAGCUGGAGUGUUUCAUUUAGUUAGAGUUAAUCUGAUGUGCCAAACAAAAUAUUUAUGAUCUCUGGAAUCAGCCUCCUAAGGGUAAGGUUAAAUAUCAGUAUCAUAUAUUUUGGAACUUCUCUAAUCAGUUGUUUUAAAUCACAUCUAAAUUUCCAUAGUUCACACUCUUGCCUUUUCAUUAUCAGUUACAUAAAAUCUAACAUAACUUUAAGCACAAAGUGACUUGAAUGAAACACGUGCAUUAAUAUUUUAAAAGAUUUUUUGUAGCUAAACCUUAGAGGUAAUUUGUUAGUGGUGUUGAUGUCUAAAUUAGUCAGUCAUGUAUAAAUGCUGGUAGUUAUUUAUGUGUUUGUUGUAUUUUAUCUCUGGUUUUAGAUUUUAGCACCACAAAAAGUGAGUUAACCUCUUUUAACAGACUCUGCUUAAUAUUCAGUAUAUAACCAUGAAGAAAGUGCUAUUUUACUCCCAUCACUGCUCAGUUAAAAGUUGGCUUAUUUAUCUACACUUGUGGUUGUUUGAGUGUCUGUAUUUCUAGGAUUUUUUUUCAUUUGUACAUACAGUAUUUUAAUGUUGAAUAUAUUUGUAAUCUAGUUUUUUUGUGCACAUUAAAAGUGCUAUUAAAUACAUUGAAACUG
Messenger RNA from Melanotaenia boesemani (Boeseman's rainbowfish), 5084 nucleotides. It is a transcript of the gene kcnt1a, whose product is annotated as potassium sodium-activated channel subfamily T member 1a. Gene Ontology annotation, biological process: potassium ion transport. Gene Ontology annotation, cellular component: membrane. The record is from RefSeq and is a predicted model, not a curated record. Gene Ontology annotation, molecular function: intracellular sodium-activated potassium channel activity. Lineage: Eukaryota; Metazoa; Chordata; Actinopteri; Atheriniformes; Melanotaeniidae. The coding region runs from base 312 to 4130 and encodes 1272 amino acids. The transcript is spliced from 31 exons.